Molecule: messenger RNA, 807 nt
Organism: Grosmannia clavigera kw1407
Lineage: Eukaryota; Fungi; Ascomycota; Sordariomycetes; Ophiostomatales; Ophiostomataceae
Product: vacuolar iron transporter
Exons: 1
Coding region: 1-807 (268 amino acids)
Biological process (GO): intracellular manganese ion homeostasis
Cellular component (GO): fungal-type vacuole membrane
Molecular function (GO): manganese ion transmembrane transporter activity; iron ion transmembrane transporter activity
Source: RefSeq, a predicted model, not a curated record
AUGUCUCCCACACCUUCUGCUUACGGCAGCAUCGGCGAAGUGGAGCCUUUGAUCGAGCGGCGAUCGGAUAGCAGCUUGACGCGUGUGUCGACGUUGUCUGGCAGUACCUCGCAUUCGGAGCGGCACAGCGACAAUGGUGAUCUUAUCCGCGACGUCAUAAUAGGCUUUGCAGAUGGCCUGACGGUCCCCUUCGCCCUCACGGCAGGCUUAUCCAGCCUUGGCGACACCCGCCUCGUCGUCAUGGGCGGCUUGGCCGAGCUCUUCUCUGGAGCUAUCAGCAUGGGCCUUGGUGCCUACCUGGCUGCCUCUACCGAAAAGGAACAUUACGAGAGCGAGGAGAAGCGGGAACGUGACGAGGUCGAGCGUAUGCCGGACGAGGAGCGCCAAGAAAUCUAUGACAUCCUUGCGCAGUACCACAUCAGCCAAGAGGCUUCCGCGCCUCUUGUGAACGAGCUCUGCAAGAAUCCAGAGAUGUGGGUCCGCUUCAUGAUGGAUUUUGAGCUGCGCCUGGAGAAGCCCAAGACAAGCCGCGCAUGGUUGUCGGCAGUUACCAUGGGCAUGAGCUACUUUAUCGGCGGGCUGAUCCCCAUGAUCCCCUAUUUCCUGAUGGAGACCGCCAUGCGCGCGCUGAUGGUGUCCAUCUGCAUCACGGUUGUCAUCCUGCUGAUAUUUGGCUACAUCAAGACGGCGAUUACGGUGCACAACAAGGUCGCCGGCUGCUGGGGCGCAUUGCAGACGCUUGUGAUUGGUGCGCUGGCUGCUGGUGCUGCAUACGGCAUCGUGCGCGCACUUGACUCCGGCCAUUAG